GAUAUUGAGAAGGCUUUGGAUGGGUUUACUCGUGCAGUUCAACUUGAUCCUGAAAAUGGGGAAGCUUGGAAUAACAUUGCUUGCUUGCAUAUGAUCAAGAAAAGGAGUAAAGAAUCCUUCAUUGCCUUUAAAGAAGCCCUGAAGUUCAAGCGAAAUAGCUGGCAACUCUGGGAGAACUACAGCCAUGUAGCAGUUGAUGUGGGUAAUAUCAGUCAGGCUUUGGAAGGGGAACAAAUGGUUUUGGACAUUAGCAAUAACAAAAGAGUGGAUACAGAAUUAUUGGAGAGAAUUAUGGGAGAGGUGGAAAGAAGGGUUUCAGUAAGUCAUUCCGUUUCUCCUGUGACACCUAAUAAUCAGCAUAAUGGACAUCGAGAUGAUUCUGAAUCAGAGAUUUACGAGCAAGGAUCUGAUGUAUCUACUGAAGGAAGAUCACGGGAAACUGAGCAAUUAGUGUUGCUACUUGGAAAGGUUUUACAGCAGAUAGUCAAAAGUGGGAGUGGAUCAACAGCUGAUGUCUGGGGCUUAUAUGCUCGCUGGCACAGAAUUAAAGGAGAUCUUUUAAUGUGUUCUGAAGCGCUCUUAAGGCAAGUCAGAUCACUACAGGGAUCUGACACAUGGAAAGACAGAAAUCGUUUUGAGAAGUUAGCUAAUGCAUCUUUGGAACUUUGCAAGUUGUACAUGGAAAUCUCCUCAUCUACAAACAGCCGUAAAGAAUUGUUUACGGCUGAGAUGCACCUAAAGAACAUCAUUAAACAGGCACAGAGGUUCUCUGACACAGAAGAGUUUAGGGAUCUUCAGGCUUGCUAUGACGAAGUAAAAAUCAAACUCCAAUCGUUCAAUGCCUAAUUACUACCACUCUCAGAUGCAGAGCUUCUCUGGUACACGAGUUCAGGUGUCUCCAGGCUUGCCAUGAAAUGAAAAUCAAACUGCUAUCAUAGAAAUGGCGAGCUAAAAUCUUAUCGAAGGCAUUGUUGAGUCCGAAAUACGAAGUUCUAAUGUCGAGCUUUCUGUUAUCGCUGAAGUUCGUUCCACUGAAUCUGCAAGGGUAUAUUGAAAACGGAUGCGCGCGAAGGUCCGUCAACAGAGGUCAAAGGCUUAGUUUCAGCCGGAAGAGGCGGCAGGGAUAUGACUGGAAUUAUGAGAAUCUGCGGCUUUGUAUGGAUGGUUAU
This is a messenger RNA of Neltuma alba, 1169 nucleotides long. Its product is annotated as tetratricopeptide repeat protein 27 homolog. The transcript is spliced from 7 exons. The record is from RefSeq and is a predicted model, not a curated record. Gene Ontology annotation, molecular function: protein binding. Lineage: Eukaryota; Viridiplantae; Streptophyta; Magnoliopsida; Fabales; Fabaceae. The annotation marks the transcript as partial.